UAUUAUAUUUUUUGUUCUGAAAAAGUUCCGCAAGGCAGUGUUGCGUUGCGUCUUGGUGUUCUCUUCGCGGCCACACGAUAACCAAUUCUCUCCGUCUUUCUUCUCUCCGUCUUUCUUCCAGUCUCUCGCCGCGCUUCCGAUAGGCCUGCAUUCUCCGCCUUUGCCGGCGGUUUGGGAAAUGGCAGGUGGAUCCUUCUCGAUCGCUUACUAUCCCAUUUCUUCCUCACUUCCAACCAAUACCUUCACCGAGCCCACUUCACCCACAGUCGCAUCUUUUCUAGAGAAGCCCAAAUUGUUCCCGAAACAUUCAGUUCGAUCUCAAAGGCAUUCGCAGUAUCCAGUCCGAAUUCACUCUUGUUUCCAGCGGGCGAGGGCUUCGUUAAAGGACUCAACAACCAUUGAUGAAAAUGGUCGAGGUGCGGAACAGUUCUUGCAGAGAAACUCUAUUUCUGAUUUCAUGAGGUUUAAGAGAGGAUAUGGAGGCAGUAGCGGGAACGGUAGGGGUACGGAGGAGUUGCAGACGGCUGUGGUUAGCUACAGAAUGAGUUUCCCGUGGUUCCUUCUGAAUCCUUUUCUUCAGGUGGAUUUGGUUUCAACAAUUCACAUCGCGGACAAAGAGUACUUUGAUACUCUGCAGAAGGAACUUGAGUUCUAUGAUUGUGUCCUGUAUGAGAUGGUGACAAGCAGAGAGAAUUUAGAACAUAGGAGGAGCUCUGGUUCAACUAAAAGCCUCAAAUCGUCACGCUUUAGAAGUUUCAGUAUUCUGGGAUUUAUCCAAAGGCAGAUGGCUCGAAUUCUUGCUUUGGAUUUCCAGCUGGACUGCCUCAAUUACCAGGCUGACAACUGGUUACACGCUGAUCUUGACUUUGAGACCUUUAAAAUGCUUCAGCUUGAGAAAGGUGAAAGCCUGUUCACAUUUGCUAGGGAUAUGACCUUAAAAUCUACAAAAGCUCUUAUGCAAUCAGCUUCAGUUCCAGAUGAUCUUGAUCCUUGGAGAUCGAAGCUUCUGCAAGUUUCACGUGUGCUACCUAUGCCUCUUGUGGGACUUUUUAUUAUAGGCAGUGUCUGCUCGGCAACAGAAAAUCAGGUCUCAGAAUACUCUGAGAUAGAAGCACUCUCUAGACUUGAUAUUGGAGCAGCGCUGAAAAUCUUCUUGGCAAAGAGACUAACUUCAGAGUUCACACAGUCAACAGCAGCGGUAGAAGAGAAAUCAGUAAUAAUAGGCGAAAGGAAUAGAGUUGCAGCAGAGGCACUUCAGAAAGCAAUAGACAGCGGGCAUAAGCGGAUAGCCGUCCUUUAUGGAGGUGGACAUAUGCCUGAUUUUGGAAGACGGCUUCGCGAAGAGUUCAACAUGAUGCCCUCUCAGGUUCGGUGGAUAACUGCCUGGUCUAUAACAAAGAGGAAGCUUGACAUCCAAUCUCUACCAUUCCUGAGGACAUUGGCUGAACUCUCUGGCUGGCCUCUCAACAGGUACCAGACACUGGCCUUGUUUAUUUUUUCAUCUAUACUUGCCGUGGAUCUCUGGUUUUGGGAGCUUUUUUUUGGUACUGUUGUGAAUUGGGCAUCAUGGGCUGCUGCAGAGGUAAACAUACUGACAAAUAACAUAUGGGGUAUGUGAUUUAUAAUGCUAGAAAACUAUUUAUUUAUCAAGAUGUAUUAUAUAUUGA
Molecule: messenger RNA, 1667 nt
Organism: Phalaenopsis equestris
Lineage: Eukaryota; Viridiplantae; Streptophyta; Magnoliopsida; Asparagales; Orchidaceae
Exons: 6
Coding region: 179-1618 (479 amino acids)
Source: RefSeq, a predicted model, not a curated record